AUGUUCUAUCCAUUGGAUAAUGCUGAUGAUAGCGGAAUGUAUACUUGUAAUGUUGAAGUGACUGCUCCUAAUAGUUACAUAUAUCUCAGAAAUACAUCAGCUAAUGCUAGUAUUUCCAUUACAGUUAUUGCUACUCCAGAGCCACUAGUAGAGAUAGUAUCUAUGGGUAUUGCUGAACCUGGUAAAGAAUACAUGUUAAAUUGUACAGUGACAAUUGUUGAUAGACUCAUAGUCUCACCAGUGAUAACAUGGAGUAAGAGAUCAGCUAACAAUGUUAUUAGUGUACCUCCAGAUCUUAUGACUGUAUCUAAUGUAAUGAGUUCUCUUUAUUUGAAUUUCUCUUCUCUCAAUACUUCUGAUGCUGGCCUGUAUACUUGUGAAGCCUCCAUUAAUGUUAGUCAGAUGUCCAUGGUAGCAAGGAAUAAUGAAUUUUGGAAUUUACUAUUAAAAAUUACAAUUCCAUUCGUUUACCUACAUGUAAGCCAAUCAAGAGAAUCUAACUUAUUAGCUGGCAGUAACCUGAUACUAACAUGUGAUAUCAGUGUUGAUCCUAAUGUUGAUACACCAUUCACUGUUAAUGUAACCUGGAACAUGACUGAUCAACAGAUCAUGAGUAAUAGUAAUUUUGGAGGUGAAAUUAAUUCCAGUUCAAUACUUGCUGAUACAGAUCGUGUUAAUAUCAGCUCUGUUAUGAUGAGAUCAGGUUUCAAUGAGUAUAGAUCAACACUUAAUUUCACUACAUUGAGCAGUAUUGAGGAUUCAGGAACAUAUACAUGUAUUGUUACUAUAGUACCAGCUUCAGCUUAUGAAUAUGUAAUGACUUCUGAUACCAAUUACACAAACAUUCACUUCAUAGUUACUG
Amphimedon queenslandica is the source of this 862-nucleotide messenger RNA. RefSeq lists its product as uncharacterized. The annotation marks the transcript as partial. The transcript has 3 exons. The record is from RefSeq and is a predicted model, not a curated record. NCBI's taxonomy places the organism in Eukaryota, Metazoa, Porifera, Demospongiae, Haplosclerida, Niphatidae.